This is a messenger RNA of Phaethon lepturus (White-tailed tropicbird), 784 nucleotides long. It is a transcript of the gene TMEM33, whose product is annotated as transmembrane protein 33. The record is from RefSeq and is a predicted model, not a curated record. Lineage: Eukaryota; Metazoa; Chordata; Aves; Phaethontiformes; Phaethontidae. Gene Ontology annotation, cellular component: endoplasmic reticulum; membrane. Gene Ontology annotation, biological process: membrane organization; endoplasmic reticulum tubular network organization. The transcript is spliced from 6 exons. The coding region runs from base 5 to 694 and encodes 229 amino acids.
UCUGAUGGCUAACAAGCUGGAUACAGCAAUGUGGAUUUCCCGCUUGUUCACAGUUUACUGCUCAGCUUUAUUUGUCCUGCCUCUUCUAGGGUUGCAUGAAGCAGCAAGCUUUUAUCAGCGUGCCUUGCUGGCAAAUGCUCUUACUAGUGCCCUCCGACUACACCAAAGGCUACCACACUUUCAGCUUAGCAGGGCGUUUCUGGCCCAGGCUUUGCUGGAGGACAGCUGCCACUACCUGUUGUACUCUCUUAUCUUUGUGAAUUCCUACCCUGUUACAAUGAGUAUUUUUCCAGUUCUGCUGUUCUCUUUGCUUCAUGCUGCCACAUAUACAAAGAAGGUUCUUGAUGCACGAAGUUCAAGUAGUCUACCCUUUCUGAGAAAUCUUCUAGAGAAAUUGAAUGCUAAUCAACAAAAUAUUCUAAAAUUCAUUGCUUGCAAUGAAAUUUUCCUGAUGCCAGCUACGGUUUUUAUGCUUUUCAGUGGGCAAGGGAGUCUGCUCCAGCCAUUCAUUUACUAUAGGUUUCUUACAUUACGCUACUCCUCUCGGCGAAAUCCAUACUGUCGGACUCUCUUCACCGAGCUGAGGAUUGUUGUUGAACACUUAAUAAUGAAGCCCUCAUGCCCUGUUUUUGUAAGAAGACUAUGCCUCAGCAGCAUUUCCUUUAUAAGCAGAUUGGCACCAACUGUUGCAUAGCCAAAUUUCAGGCACUUGUGUUUUCUGAACAUUAUGAGCAGCUGGCACUUCUGCUGAUGAUUAUAAAUUCCUGGUUUUACACUGAUCUCA